AGGAAAUACCUCUCUGUAUUUUUUCCUGUAUCAAUAUCGCCAACCAAUGUAUUUAACAAGAAACCUGAAAUAUUUAUAUUCAGAAGGAUCGGAUGAGCCUAGAAUAAGGCGUCCUCAGUGUUGUGUUAACUCAUUUUUAUUUGAAAAAGAGUUUAAAAUGAAAGAUUCGGCGGUUUGGACGAUAUAUAUGAGUCAUUUAAAAAUGCCUAUAAAUAUUGAGAAAAAGGGACAAGAAGUGGCAGAAAGGUUUUUUGCGGGGUUAUUUUUGUAUAGUUCUAGUGGAAAAUGUGUAUAUCAAAAAAAUAUACAAGGAAAAAGCUUUAUAGAUGCUAUGGAUAAUCUAUUGUUUUAUCAGGAAGAGCCUUUUAGGGUGCCGCAUACGGCAUUUAGAAUGUCUAGGGGAGGGAUCAAGAUAGAUCGUAUUUGUAAGGGACGAUUAGUUUUUACAGUAGAAAAUAAAAUGAUUGGGACAAUUUUGGAUGCAAUGGAUGUUGAAGAUGGUUUUAGAAAUAUUGAUGCAGAGAGUUUUCUUGGGAGAGGGUUUGAAGAGAUGAAUAAAGGUAUAUUUUUCUAUGUGACAUUCAAUAUUCCGUAUUUUAAGGCAUCAAGUGAAUUUGAAGUAUUAUAUUUUGAUAAAAAUGGAAAUGAGAGAAAAACAGAAUAUGUAUUGAGUUUAUGUUUUGCAGGAAAAGUUAUUCAAAAUACGAAAUUAGAUUUAAAUUCAAAAAUAACAUUAAGGCCGAAACUUACUGUUAAAAAUAAUACACAGGAUGUAGAAGAUAAAGUUGAAAUUCGAUAUAUCUUUAAAGCGGAAGAAAGUGAUGAAACGGUAGUAAGAACAUCAACACGUCAAGAUUUUAAAUGUCUAUGGUGUCGUGGAAAAAAUUUUCGUACAAGACAACGGUUACACUUUCAUUUUCUUAUGAAUCAUGAACUUUUUUCUUUCAAACUUGAAACCAAUAAUCCUGGUUUUUUACAAUUUGAAGUGAAAUUGGCUAAUGAAUAUCCUUCUAAACGAAUAGGCGAUCAGAAAAUGGAUUUUAGAGUUUUUCAAUGGAUCAGACAUAUGAGAUUUAAACAUAAUAUUAAUUCCAUUUUAUUAGAUAAUGGGGAAUCUAUUUUAUCUCGUAAUAUAAUGCUUGGAAUGAAAGUUGAACAAAAUGAAUUGGUACAAAUGAAUAUAAAGCCUAAACCAAAAAUACAAUUACUUUUUCCUUUGAAAAGGAAAAAUAAAAGAAGAUUUGCUGCGCCCAAAAUGAAUAAUUUGUAUAAAACUAUGUCAAAAAGAAAAAUUAUACCUGGUGAAAUAUUAUCUGAAUCGGAAGAUGAUAUUGAUGAAACAUGGUUAGUCCAGAAACACGAGGAUAUGCUGGACGAUUUUAUGGAUAUAACUAUGUCAGAAAAGGCUUUUAUGAAACUUUGGGAUAGAUUUAUAAUCAAAGACAGACCUAUUGGACAUUGUAACCUUCCUAAUUCAAUCAUGAGAUUUGUACAUUCUCAUAGAAAUAUCCUUCAUUCGGAAAAUUUGGUAAGCGAGUUUUGGAAGCAUCUUUUAAAUCUUGUUCAAUAUAAAAUUAUUGAUCUUGUAACUUUACGAAAAUCUAUGGAAGUAAUUAGAAACAUUCAUGAUAAUACAGAAACGGAUUGAGUUUGAAAAUAAUUUAUAAUAUUAUAUCAUAUUUUCGAUAUAUAA
Messenger RNA from Pneumocystis carinii B80, 1693 nucleotides. RefSeq lists its product as hypothetical. The coding region runs from base 47 to 1648 and encodes 533 amino acids. Gene Ontology annotation, cellular component: nucleus. The record is from RefSeq and is a predicted model, not a curated record. Gene Ontology annotation, molecular function: chromatin DNA binding. NCBI's taxonomy places the organism in Eukaryota, Fungi, Ascomycota, Pneumocystomycetes, Pneumocystales, Pneumocystaceae. The transcript has 5 exons.